AUGCUACUCCUCAAGGCGGGCAACGAGCGCUUCGUGCGUGGCCGGCCGAUGGCUGCGCCGAUUGACCACCAGGCCCGACAACACUUGGACCUUUCUCAGGGCCCCCACACCGCGGUCGUCGGCUGCGCCGAUUGCCCGGUGCCCUUAGAGACCAUCUUCGACUCAAUGCCGGGCGAUAUCUUUGCCCUCCGCAACGCUGGGAACGCGUGUACUCACGCCGAGGGCAGCAUCAUGGGGAGCGUGGAAUUCUGCUGCACCCAGCUGGGCUCCAGGCUCAUCUUGGUGCUGGGCCACAGCCACUGCAAGGCCAUUGAGGAAGCCACCAGGACCUACUUAGAGAGUUCGGGCAGAAGAGCCCAGGGCCUUCUCUUGGAGCUCAGCCGCUCUGUGGAGCUGGCGGCCUCCGAACUGGGCCCCCGUGCGGCGCGUGCCGCGGAGCUGGUGGCGGCGGCGGUGAAGGUGAACGUCUUCCGCACAGUCAACUAUCUUUUGCAGUCCUCCAAGACCAUCCAGGAGAAGGUGAAGAAGGGUCACGUUGAAGUGCUGGGUGCCGUCUUUGACAACAAGACUGGACGGGUGGAAUUCUUGGGCAAGUCGCCCAACGAGGCACUCUUGCUCAGCGAGCCCAGUCAGCACCUGUCGGUGCCGGCGACGAACCAGGCCGAGCCCGGGUCCCCCGCGCCCCGGAGCAACAGCGACAGUGGACGGAACCCUGCCCUGGCCAUGAAGCUGCUGACAGAGGGCAAUGCCCGGUUUGCGCUAGGCACCGAGCGAGAUGCUCUCAGCUGCACUCCGAAGGCCACCUUUGCAGCGAUCCUCAGUUGCUCGGAUUUGCACCUGUCGCCCGAGAAGAUCUUUGGCGCUGCCUCCGGCGAGCUGUUUGUCCUGAGCAACACCGGCAACAGCUUCAGCGGCGACGGAGGGAGCUUGAUCGGAAGCCUGGAAUUCUGCGCCGGGAAGCUGAAUGUCUCGGUAAUCUUGGUCCUGGGCCACCGUGGUUGCGACGCUUGGGGCGCUUGCGCACGCUCCGCGCGCGUGGCAGCUGGUUGCGCCUGCAGUUGUGGGGAGGACCGGUCUGCGGGGCAUUUGCUGAAUGGUGUGAUGCACGACAUGAGCGCGGUGAUUGACCGUGCCCAGCGGGAGCUGCAGUCCAACAGGGAGGGCCAAGGCAUUGUGUCGGUGGAGGCGGUGGCGGAGCAUGCCAUUCGGGCGAACGUCUUCCACACCAUGGAGCAUCUCUUGCGCCACAGCGAGCGGCUGACCGAACUGCUCCGUCAGGGAGAGUUGGAGGUGCAAGGUGGCAUCUUUGACAAGGAGAGUGGCUGCGUGGAGUUCUUAGGGCAUUUGCCUCGCCUGAACCAGCUGCUGGUGUCGCUGGACACCUCCAAACGAAAGAACCAGCGCGAGCGCUCGAAGCAAACGGCCUCCAGCUGCGUCUCCGCCCAGGAUGCUUUAAAGCUGCUCAGAGAGGGGAACAAUCGCUGGGUGAGCAGCACAGCAGUGGCCAGCAGGAUCCCUAAGACCUUGGCCAGCGACGACGGCCGCGCGCCCUUCUGCGCGAUCAUCGGCUGCGCCGACCUGCGGACACCGGUGGAACAGCUCUUCGACACGCUGCCCGGGGAGAUUUUCGUGUUGCGGAACGCCGGGAACACCAUUACACAUGCCAAAGGCAGUGUCAUGACGAGCCUGGAGUUCUGCACCUGCAAGCUGAUGACGAGUUGGCAGCUGCAAGUUUCGCUUCGAAGCCUGGUCGCAGCGGAUCGUGACGAGACCGCGGUGAUCUUUCUCCAGCAGUGCCAGGCGUCACCCAGCAAGGGCCUCUACGCGAAGAAGAAGGCCGAACCCAAAGCAUUGGUUGACGCCCCUGAGAAGGGGUCGCGGGCGCGGGUGGAUCGGCCCAGUGCCGUGGAGAGGAGGCCAGCAGCAGUUGACGUUGAGACAGCAAAGACAGACAAGUUUACCUACCUCCUGCAGCUCACGGCUGCACAACUACGUGGCUUGGGGCUAGUCGAACUGGCGUAUGGGUACUACUAUGAUGGUUUGGUCAAGGUGGCCGGCUAUGUCACAGGCUUGGGUCGUGAUGCUGACUUCCUUGAAUUCCGAGUGACAGGUACCCAGACGGAGCGGUUCGUCGAUGUUGUGAGCGAUCCAGACAAGCGGGUGUUUCAGCUGCAUAUAUGCCCCAAGGACUGCCAUCACACCCCUACGGGUCCGGAUAUCCUGCACGCUUCAGGGUACUGGGAGUUGGGAGACAACAGGCAGCCUUGGCACACUAUGCUUGAAUCUGUCGCCCCCGUGGUUGAGGAGCGUGACGAGAUGGCCAAGCUCAGGGAACACUACGCCUCCCGUGCAAAGGUGGUUAAAGGGGAGAAGGCUUCUCCCAGUGCAGAGGAAGAGAAAGAAGGAAAGAAAAAGAAGAAGAAAAAGAAGUUGAAGGAGAAGGAAAAGAGGGAUGCAAAGGACAAGAUGGACGGAGGUGGCAGUGAUGAGGAUGCUCCAGUUGAGAAGGGGCAGAAGAGCCUCAAGAGCUUGUUUGGGGGUACAUGCUUGGACCCCCAGUUCGAUGACCGAUCCAAGCUCCUUCGCAAGGCCCGGAAGUUGGGAAAGAAGGAGGGCAAGAAGAGGAAGCGUUCCUCGAGUGAAUCCAGUUCGUCGGGGAGUUCAACUUCAGAGGAGGAGGACCCGCUAGAGACUGGAGAAGGGCUGUUUGCAGAGAAGAAGCGUGCCCUCCGGUUGACCCAACGAUACCCGGGCUGCUUGGGUGCGCAAACUAUUGCAGGGAUGAAGGACCUGCUUUUGACAAGUAGCGGAACCUUGCACUCCAUCGAUCGUCGUUCACUCCCUCCGCUAUAUACGCAGUACUACAGGGCCGAGCUGCAUGCGUUGGUGUCGCCGUCAAUGGGUCAAGAGCUCCUGACAUCAGCCAGACGGCUGACCUACUCUUGCGGGGACAUCCUGCACGGGCCAUUGACCUGUUAUCUCAAAGGUUCAAAGCCCUCGAACAACAGGCCAGAGGAGCUCAUUGGACGGUUGCAAGACAGCUGGAGUUGGUGUCAGCUGACGCGGUUGGCCUCUCGCAAGGUGCUGAAGGAGCUGAAGCAGCUCGCCUGGCGCGAGAAGAGGAUGGAGAGUGCCUCCUGGACAGGCGUGUCGGGCAUAGGAGCCGAGAUGGCAGAGCUGGACAUGACUGAACGGGAGCCGGAUUUUUCCAAGUCGCUUGAGGUUGGCUCCCAGUGCAAUGGUCGAGUUGAAGCGCAUUGGAAGUCUACUAUGCCGCAAGCUGGCAUGCAUGUUGAAAGGGAGAUGGACACCAGUCGUGCCUCCCAGUGUGACCCAGAUGAGAUGGAGCAGCAACUUGUUGAUGCCGCCCGUUGCGAGGUCAGCUAUGACACCAAGGACGACAAACAGCUGGGCUGGCGACUGGCCUUGAGCCGUGCCGUGCAGCGCUAG
Messenger RNA from Durusdinium trenchii, 3450 nucleotides. NCBI's taxonomy places the organism in Eukaryota, Dinophyceae, Suessiales, Symbiodiniaceae. The record is from the annotation of a GenBank genome assembly.